Molecule: messenger RNA, 1275 nt
Organism: Hyaloscypha bicolor E
Lineage: Eukaryota; Fungi; Ascomycota; Leotiomycetes; Helotiales; Hyaloscyphaceae
Exons: 2
Coding region: 105-1187 (360 amino acids)
Source: RefSeq, a predicted model, not a curated record
CUCAAGCACAUUGUUUCUCAAGUUGUAGCAUUGCCUGAGACUUUCGACACCUACUUUCCUUAAAAUAGUUAGACUUGUCUGACGGGAAGGAGGAAAGCAGCUCAAUGGCUGCUCCGGGUCCCUAUAUGGCUGGACAGAUCACAGGUCCUGUUCCUCCACUUCCACCAGGGCAGCUCCUCUAUUAUACACCUCAACCAGAUCCCCACGCCCAAGUCACAUGGAUUUCAAAUCCAACGUCUACCGCAGCCACUUGUCCCGAGACGAAACCAUUCCAUACCAACUUCCCUAUCUUCUCUGAACUCCCAAUCGAACUCCGUCUCCGCAUCUGGCAAUUCGCAGCCCACCCUCGAGUAAUUGAGCUUCGCUCCUGGGGAGAUACCCAGCGAAACCAAUACACCCCAGUGAAAUACACCGUCACGCCCCAUAGCCCCCCCUCGAUCCUCCAUAUCAACAGUGAGUCACGUCAAGAAGGCCUCCGCAUCUAUAAGCGUGUGAAAAUAGGUGUCUCCACAGCAGUCAUGGACCCCAACCGUACCUACGUUCCCUGGCGACACCACCCACACAACCCGUACACACCUUACAAUCGCUGGCGACAAGACUCCUUCGCCUUCCCCCUCGCCUUCCCCCACCAACCGGUGGAAAUCUACCUUGAUUAUUCCCGCGAUACAAUCUACCUCGGACCCGAAUUUCACUCUCAACACCUUCAAUCAUUCUUAACAAGCUCUGGAGAGGGAUUCGAGCUCGCUGAAGUUCAACAUUUAGCACUGGACCGCAAACUCUGGAUAGGAUCCCAGCAAGGGCGGUGGGAAUACCUGCGUAAUUCGCUGUAUUCCCUUCGUCUCCGGCCCUUAAAAGCACUGUACAUCAUUCCUGACGACGAAGUCAAUUCCCUGAAUGACAAAUUCUACUACAAACCGCAUUCAAUAUCUUUCCUUGAGCCGGCGAUUACGUACAAAUUCCGUCCAGAAGGCCAGGCCGAAUUUGCGAAAACAGUGAUGGAGAAUCUUGGGGAGUGGUUCGAGAGGUUGUGGGUAGACAGUGGCAGGGAACUGCCGAAGGUACGAGUUAAGAGUGUGAGGAGGGAAGGGCGACGGAUGGGCGAUUUCAGGGAAGGUGCUUGGGUGGUGCAGAAGAUGUUGGGGGAUAUGAGGGUUUGGAAAAAUUGGGUGCCUGCUCAAAGUACCUGAUGCUUGUAAUGCUUAGAAAGUUGACAUUGGUAGGAAAGCGAGAUUUAUUGUCCUUGCCGCCUGGGACAUUGGAUUAGACGAUGUAUCC